AAUGCAAGUUAAAGAAAAAAUGACUGAUUUAAUUGAAGAAAAUGUUGAGGGAGAGGAACAACCUUUAAAUGAUGAAGAACUUAUUAAAGGACAUUGUGUUGAACUUUUUUCGACAAAAGAUUUUGUAAUGGAACCACAAGUGAUUACUACUUUAUUGGCUUUCUUUCAGGCUGGUGGGCAGCCCGAAAAGGUUAUUGAACUUUUAUCAAAUAAUUAUAAUGGAUUGGGACAAUAUGCAAAUUUAUUUGGUUGUUGGCUAUCAGAUUUAGAAAUGGAUGGGGAUUUUAUUGAAACAAUUAAUAAUGAACAAGAAAUUGUUGCCUCAACCUCCUCUAAUUCGGUAUUAUUAAUGGGGGCUGAUGUUCAACAACAAAUUGAUCAUCGUUCCUGGCGUCGAUUAAUUUAUGAAUUAGCUGAACAUUUUCCAAAUUGUUUAAUGCUUAAUUUUGCUGUUAAAUUAAUUAGCGAUGCUGGAUUUCAACAUGAAAUAAGUAAUGUAAAUACUGCUGCACAACAAUUAGAUAUAUUUUCUCGUGUAUUUCUUUCAACAUUAGAACAAUUACUUGAAGAAUGGAAAAAUUGUUUGGGUGAUUGUCAAGUUUUAGCUUAUCGGAGACAUUUUGCUGAACUUAAAAGAGUUGCUUGUCAUUCAGAACAAACAUUUAUGUACACACAAAUGUUGUUAAAUAAUGUUGGAUGGAAGUGUAAAAAUCAAAAACAAUCGGAAAUUUGUUCAAGUUUAGCCCAACAAUUAAGGCUUGCUUUUGAAGGGAAAAAAGAAGAUAUUGAAGGUGUACAUAUUGGAAUUAUACAAUCUUGUAUAGACAAAAUACCCUUACAUAUAAUUCAAGCAAUGCAAACAAUGUUUGCCAAAGGUUUAAACCCUGCAGAUAUUACCCAACUUUAUCAAGUACUUUCUUUAAAUUUAAAAUUCAAAAUUUCAUUUCAGGCAUAUUCAAAUCCAAACCCGCCCCCAGUUGUUUUAAUUAGAGAUCCUUUUUUCACAGAAAUGCUUAUUGAUGGACUUUUCUCUGCUGUUGGAGCGAAAAUACAUUUAGAACACAGACCCAAAUAUAUUUUUUUGUUGUCUUAUUCAAGUUGUGUAAUUGAAACAAUUAAUUCUGAAGGAAUUUUGCCUAAAAGAAAACAAAAUAAAUUGGAAUUAAAUUCUACUAGAGAGAAAAUGCAACAACUUGUGGAUACUUUAUAUUCUUAUGAAGAUUUAUUGUUGUCAUUAGAACAAUUAUUAGAAUUAAUUAAAUUGCCUGUUUUGUCUGCUGCCAUUCUUCAUUAUUUACGGACAUUUCUUAUUCGUGAAGACGGUGUUUUGACAGAACCAAUCCCUCUACAUUAUGUGUUGAUUGAUAAAAUUGCUGAAAAACAUUUUAAUUUACAUGAAAGAGUCUUUAAAUUACUCUGUGCUCUCUACGAUCAUUUAUCUGGUCAGAAUGAAGUUGCAGAAAUUAUAAUGGAAAGGCAAAGACAAAUUGUUGACCGUUUUGUAAAUCUUUUAUUUUUUGGUAUGGCAAUACCUGUUUUGGAAAAAAUUGUUGGAAUGUUUAAAUCUGGGUAUAUUGACGUUUCUCUUGUUAGAUAUUUUGGUAUUGAAGUACUUGAAUUAGUUGAACAGCCAUACUCUCCCCAAUUUAUAUCUGCUUUACUUCCGAUUGUGACAAAUAAAGAAGUGGGUAUUUUUAGUUUGAAAAAGGGGAAAUUUAGAAAAUUUUUAUAUUUAAUAAGAAGAACAAAAUUUCAAACAAAAAUCCCUUAUUUUAAUUUUACAAGUACUUAA
Molecule: messenger RNA, 1792 nt
Organism: Meloidogyne enterolobii
Lineage: Eukaryota; Metazoa; Nematoda; Chromadorea; Rhabditida; Meloidogynidae
Source: the annotation of a GenBank genome assembly